UCAUCAAGAAAUUGAUUCUCUCCCUCUCUCUCUCCUCUCUAACCAUCAUUUCAAAAUCCUCCACUCCUCUCUCUCUCUCUCUCUCUCUCUCUCUCUCCAACAAUGGAGAGCUUCACCCUCCACUCUCCGUCCUCCACCACCACCCCCUUCUCUCACUCCUCCCGCCUCUCCUCCCACCUCCGCUUCCGCCCUCUCUCUCUCUCCAAAUUCCCCCCUCAGUCCCUCCUCCGCUCUCCCCCCCUCUCUCUCUCCUCCUCCUCCUCCCGCCUCUCUCUCCUCUCCCCCAACCCCCACCACAAAAUAAAACCCAUCCAAGCCGCCUCCUCCUCCUCCUCCUCACCUCCCCCCCCUGCACCCCCCACCACCCAAUCCAACCUUCAACCACAAGGCGCCAAAAUCCUCCCCCUCAUCCUCUCUCUCUCCGUCGGCCUAAUCCUCCGCUUCCUAAUCCCCAAACCCCCCGAACUCUCCCCCCAAGCCUGGCAACUCCUCGCCAUCUUCCUCUCCACCGUCGCCGGACUCGUCUUUAGCCCACUACCCGUCGGGGCCUGGGCCUUCCUGGGCCUCACCGCCUCAAUCCUCACCAGAACCCUAACUUUCACAGCCGCGUUCAGCGCCUUCACGAAUGAGGUGAUUUGGCUGAUCGUGAUCUCCUUCUUUUUUGCUAGAGGGUUUGUGAAGACGGGCCUGGGGGACAGGAUCGCGACGUACUUUGUCAAGUGGCUGGGGAAGAGCACGCUGGGGUUGUCGUACGGGUUGACGCUGAGCGAGGCGUUGAUUGCCCCGGCCAUGCCCAGCACGACGGCGAGGGCCGGCGGGGUUUUCUUGCCGAUUAUUAAGUCGUUGUCGCUGUCGGCAGGGAGCAAGCCCGGGGAUCCGUCGGCGAAGAAGUUGGGAUCUUAUUUGGUUCUCUCUCAGUUUCAGUCUGCUGGUAACUCUAGUGCUCUUUUCCUAACUGGUGCAGCUCAAAACCUGCUGUGCCUUAAACUAGCCGAGGAACUUGGGGUGGUAAUUGUAAGCCCAUGGGUCUCUUGGUUCGUGGCUGCUAGUUUGCCUGCAAUCGUUUCUCUCCUUGCUACUCCUUUUGUCUUAUACAAACUUUAUCCUCCCGAAACGAAAGACACACCAGAUGCCCCUGCCCAUGCUGCACGAAAGCUGGAGCUUAUGGGUCCAAUCACAAGAAAUGAAUGGGCGAUGGUUGGUACCAUGCUUCUUGCAGUCUCCUUGUGGGUCUUUGGAGACGCUCUUGGUAUAGCAAGUGUUGUUGCUGCUAUGCUUGGCUUAUCGAUACUCUUAUUGCUGGGGGUUCUUGAUUGGGACGACUGCCUGAGUGAAAAAUCAGCAUGGGAUACCUUGGCUUGGUUCUCAGUUCUAGUGGGAAUGGCAGGCCAAUUGACUAACCUUGGCAUUGUGUCUUGGAUGUCUGAUUGUGUAGCCAAAUCCCUUCACUCUCUCUCUUUGAGCUGGCCUGCUGCAUUUGUUGUCCUUCAGGCUGCGUACUUCCUCAUCCACUACAUGUUUGCAAGUCAAACGGGCCAUGUGGGUGCUUUAUACUCUGCGUUUCUUGCUAUGCACUUGGCAUCUGGGGCUCCUGGUGUGCUGGCGGCACUUGCUUUAGCUUACAAUACAAAUCUAUUUGGUGCUCUAACACAUUAUAGCAGCGGUCAGGCUGCUGUAUACUAUGGAGCUGGUUACAUAGAUCUUCCUGAUCUGUUCAGAAUGGGAUUCGUAAUGGCCCUUGUAAAUGCCAUAAUCUGGGGAACUGUGGGGACUUUCUGGUGGAAGUUUUUAGGUUUAUAUUGAUUUCUAUUUUUCAUGUAAAAUUUCCAACAGUUUUUAAUACCUUUAUGUUUAGGGCAUUUUUGUGCAAAGCAUCAUUUUGCUUCCGAAAGAAAAUUACCAACAUCAUUUGGGCUUGAACUGACAGUCUCAGCUCAUAUUCAGCAAUAUUGUAGUUCAAUAAUGUUCACUGAAAUUUGAAAGAUAUGUUUACUGUUUUGUCGCCAA
Rhododendron vialii is the source of this 2007-nucleotide messenger RNA. RefSeq names its product dicarboxylate transporter 2.1, chloroplastic-like. NCBI's taxonomy places the organism in Eukaryota, Viridiplantae, Streptophyta, Magnoliopsida, Ericales, Ericaceae. The transcript has 4 exons. The record is from RefSeq and is a predicted model, not a curated record. Gene Ontology annotation, biological process: transmembrane transport. Bases 103 to 1803 code for a protein of 566 amino acids. Gene Ontology annotation, cellular component: membrane. Gene Ontology annotation, molecular function: transmembrane transporter activity.